AUGGCGGCCAACAUUGGUCAGAUUGCACAGCUGCUCAACGCGACCCUUGAUCCCAACGAGCACCGCAAAGCUGAGGCUGCCCUCAAGCAGGAGUCUGUCAAGCCGCAGUACUCCCUGGCCCUCCUCAACAUCGUCAACUCGGACACUCUUCCCUCCAACACGCGCCUGGCCGCCGCGCUUGCUUUCAAGAACUUUAUCCGCUCCGGCUACGUCGAUGAGGAAGGAAAUUACAAGCUUCCUCACGAUGAGGUGGCCUCCAUCAAGGAGCUCCUGAUCGGUCUCAUGAUAGCAUCACCGCCCAGUGUUCAGACCCAGCUCGGAGAAGCCAUCAGCGUCAUUGCAGACUCGGACUUCUGGAGGCGAUGGGACACCCUGACUCAGGAACUCGUCAGCCGAUUCUCCACCACCGACCCCAAGGUCAACGUGGGUGUCCUCGAGGUCGCCCACUCCAUCUUUUCCCGAUGGCGCCCGCUUUUCCGAACCGACGAGCUUUACCUGGAGAUUAACCACGUCAUCGAGACAUUCGGCAAGCCCUUCAUCCAGCUUCUCAUCGCCACCGAUCAAAAAAUCACGGAGAACGCCGGCAAGAAGGAGGCUCUUCGAGGCUGGUUCGAGACUCUCGACCUCCAGGUCAAGAUCCUGUACGACAUGUCAUGCCACGACCUGCCCCCCAUAUUCGACGAUAACCUUGGUAGCAUCUCGGAACUCCUCCACAAGUACCUGACCUACACGAACCAGCUGAUGGAGACGGACGACGAGACGGAAACGAGCAUCGUCGACACGACAAAGGCCGACAUCUGCGAGCUUCUCGAGCUGCUCACCAUAAAGUUUGACGAGGACUUUUCCAAGUACUGCCAGCCGUUCAUCACGAGCGCCUGGAACCUCCUGUCGUCGAUAGGCACCGAGACCAAAUACGACACCAUUGUCAGCAAGGCCCUGCACUUCCUGACGGCUGUCGCGUCGACAAAGGAUCACGCCGAGCUCUUUAACAACGAGGACGUGCUCAAUCAGAUCGUGGAGAAGGUCAUCCUGCCCAACGUCGCGCUGCGCGAGUCUGAUGAGGAGAUGUUUGAGGAUGAGCCCAUCGAGUUCAUCCGCAGGGACCUGGAGGGAUCCGACACCGACUCUAGGCGACGGUCUGCUACCGAUUUCCUCCGCAAGCUGCAGGAGAAGUUCGAGGGCUCCGUCACCACGGUCGUGUCGAGGUACAUCGCCCACUACAUCGCCCAGGGCAAGUCGGAUUGGAAGGCCAAGGAUACGGCCGUCUACCUAUUCUUGUCGGUGGCUGCCAAGGGUUCCGUGACGGCCGCGCAGGGCGUCAAGACUGUCAACCCUCUGGUCAACGUCCUCGACUUCUUUGAGCAGCACAUCGCCGCCGACCUGGUGGCCGCUGAUGCUGCGCACCCCAUCCCCAAGGUGGACGCCAUCAAGUUCCUCUACACCUUCCGCAGCCAGCUCUCCAAGGAGCAGUGGAAGCAGGCGCUCGUCCCCCUCAUCCAGAACCUCAACUCGGACAACUACGUCGUCUACACGUACGCCGCCAUCGCCGUCGAGCGCGUCCUCUUCCUGACCGACGACGCUGGAACUCCCAUGUUCCCCAGGGCCGACAUCGAGCCCUUCGCCAAGGACCUCCUCGAUCACCUGUUCAAGCUGAUCGAGAAGGACACGAGCCCGGCCAAGCUGCAGGAGAACGAGUUCCUGAUGCGCUGCGUCAUGAGGAUACUCAUCGUCAUCAAGGAUGGUGCCGUGCCCAUACUAGACAAUGUCCUGACGCACCUCAUCCUCAUCACCAACGUCAUGAAGCAGAACCCCAGCAACCCCCGUUUCUACUACUACCACUUCGAGGCCAUCGGUGCUCUUGUGCGCUACUGCAGUGUCAGCAGCGCCGCCGCCAUCCACCAGAAGGUCUGGGACUCGUUCUACAAGAUUCUUGUCGAGGACGUUACCGAGUUCAUGCAGUACGUCUUCCAGAUACUGGCUCAGCUUCUCGAGUCGGGCCCCUCGGAUACCAUCUCGGACAGCUACAGGUCCCUUCUCGCCCCUCUAUUAGCCCCUACGCUGUGGGAGACGCGCGGCAACGUGCCUGCCUGCACCCGCCUGCUGUCGGCCGUCAUCCCCAAGGUGGCUGGCGCCAUCGUUUCCGAGAACCAGCUGGAGCCCGUCCUGGGUAUCUUCCAGAAGCUGCUGAGCGGAAAGAAGUCGGAGCUGCACGCCUUUGACGUCCUGGACUCGCUCGUCAAGGGUGUGGAACCAUCGGCUCUCGAGAAGUAUUUUGGAACAGUGCUACAGCUCAUCUACACGAAGCUGCAGGGCUCGCCGGCGGACUCGCUCAAGCUCCGGUUCGCCCGCUUCUUCCACCUGGUGAGCGCCAAGCUCGAGGCCGGCUACGGCGCCGACUUCUUCAUCAGGCAGUCGGACCAGGUGGACGAGCGGGCCUUUUCGCAGGUGUACCCUGCAUUCGUGCUCGCCGAGACGCCCAAGCUGGCGCGCCCGGUGGACCGCAAGGUGGCGGUGGUGUCGCUGACCAAGACUCUGUGCGACUCUCAGGUGUUUGCGCAGAAGUUCCAGAAGGGCUGGGCCAACAGCUGCCGCAACCUGCUCGCGCUGCUGGCCAACCCGCCGACGGUGGUUGCCGGGACGGGCGACGACAUCAUCGCCGAGGCCGACGUCGACGACAUCGGCUUCGGCAUGUCCUUUACGGCGCUCAACACGUGCAGACCCCUCGCGCGUGACGAGUUCCCCGAUGUGGUCAACGUGACGACGUGGGUCAAGGAGUACAUGGUGGCUGCCAACCAGAAGCACGGAGGUGCCGUUGCCGGAUUCAUCGGACAGAGGUUGGGUCCGGAGGAGCAGCAGGCUAUUGCCCAGUACAUAAAUUAG
Messenger RNA from Geosmithia morbida, 2880 nucleotides. Its product is annotated as exportin-2 (importin alpha re-exporter). Gene Ontology annotation, biological process: protein import into nucleus; protein export from nucleus. Gene Ontology annotation, cellular component: nuclear envelope; cytosol. The record is from RefSeq and is a predicted model, not a curated record. Gene Ontology annotation, molecular function: nuclear export signal receptor activity; small GTPase binding. The coding region runs from base 1 to 2880 and encodes 959 amino acids. The transcript has 7 exons. Lineage: Eukaryota; Fungi; Ascomycota; Sordariomycetes; Hypocreales; Bionectriaceae.